AUGUCGACAACAAUAGGCAGCUUCAUAGCCGGCGGCAUAGCAGCCUGUGGCGCCGUCACAGUCACCCAUUCCUUCGAGACGGUCAAGAUCCGACUCCAACUGCAAGGCGAGCUCCAGGCGAAGAAAGACGCGCCCAAGAUGUAUCGAGGCGUGUUGCAUGGUGUGAAUGUGAUUUACAAGAAUGAAGGCAUGCGAGGCUUAUUACGAGGCUUGAGCUGUGCCUACAUCUACCAAAUGACCCUCAAUGGCUGCCGUCUGGGCUUCUACGAUCCCAUCCGCACCUCCCUCAACUCACUGGUACUAGAACACGACAUCUCCCACACCUCAGACGCGCGGAUAAAACAGUACCAAAGCUUACCAGUCAACAUCGCCUCCGGAGCCUCUUCAGGAAUCCUAGGAGCGGCAGCCGGAUCGCCCUUCUUCCUCGUCAAGACAAGAUUACAGUCAUACUCCCCCUUCCUCCCAGUAGGAACCCAACAUAACUACAAGAACGCCUGGGAUGGCCUCUCCCAGAUCUACAAGUCAGAAGGCGUGCGAGGUCUGUAUCGCGGAGUCUGGCCAGCCAUGAUCCGGACGGGGUUUGGCAGCAGCGUCCAACUACCCACCUACUUCCUAGCCAAGCGCCGACUACAACACUGGUUCGACAUGAAAGAUGGCGCACCCCUGCACUUACUCUCUAGCACCGCCUCGGGCUUCGUAGUCUGCGUAGUAAUGCACCCGCCCGACACGGUUAUGAGCCGGAUGUACAAUCAGACUGGAAACCUCUACACCUCCGCCUUCGACUGUCUAUACCGGACUGUGAAGACCGAGGGCAUCUUAGCGGUGUACAAAGGCUUCUUUGCACAUUUAGCACGGAUACUGCCACAUACUAUUCUCACUCUGUCUUUGGCGGAACAGACGAACAAGUUGAUGAGAAGGUUCGAGGAGGGUACGCUUGGUAUACCUGACAAGACUCGGUUAAAGACGGCAUAG
This is a messenger RNA of Recurvomyces mirabilis, 972 nucleotides long. It is a transcript of the gene OAC1, whose product is annotated as Mitochondrial oxaloacetate carrier protein. Bases 1 to 972 code for a protein of 323 amino acids. Gene Ontology annotation, biological process: transmembrane transport. The transcript is spliced from 2 exons. The record is from RefSeq and is a predicted model, not a curated record. Lineage: Eukaryota; Fungi; Ascomycota; Dothideomycetes; Mycosphaerellales; Teratosphaeriaceae.